AUGUACAGAUCGACUUUGGCCGCAGUGGCCCGUUCGGUGUCCAAGACCAGUGGCCGGGUCAGAGCAACCAGCAGCUCCAGCACGGAAAGCAAAAUGCCCGUGUCGUUCAACACAAGCCCGUUGUCGUCGCACGCAGACGCCACGUUCCAGUUGUCCGACGCAUCGUCCACAACCUUGAUCCACCGUUUCAGGUCCUUCAGACACGCCAGGGCGUCGGUACCCAGCACCCGGCUUUCCGUUUCAGACGGAUGGAUCUCCUCAAACGUGUCGUUGGCCUUGUCGUUUUCCAGGAUCGAGGCCUCCUUGUCGAAGUUGAUUGGAGCUGCUUCCAACUCCUCCGGCUCUUCAGACUCCAUGGCCACCAUCACCGGGUGCGAAAACGCGCGCUCUUUGCGUAGAGUUCCAAUGCAGCUCUCGUCGCCGUCCUCAAUCGCGUCGUACUCGUUCAUCGACAUCACCCCCAGGUCCACAAACUCGCUCUCGUCAACGACUCCAGAGUCUUUGGAGAUCAUGAGCGGACGAGAGUCAAAGAAGUUGAAGAACCGCGAGUUGGCGUCGUGGGCGUUGACCUGUCGCUUGAGGUCGUCAAACGAGUCCUGGUCCUCAACAAGAAGCCCGAUCAACAUCGAAGGGUCCAUCUGGUCCAGAUGCAGCUUGCGGAUCUUGUUUGUGUGCACCGACUCGAGAUUCAAAUGCGACUCCACCUCCACAAAAGUCUGCGAGUCUGACGGAUCAGACUCGGACACAACCAACAACGCUUUCUGA
Molecule: messenger RNA, 765 nt
Organism: Ogataea philodendri
Lineage: Eukaryota; Fungi; Ascomycota; Pichiomycetes; Pichiales; Pichiaceae
Exons: 3
Coding region: 1-765 (254 amino acids)
Source: RefSeq, a predicted model, not a curated record